Messenger RNA from Blepharisma stoltei, 3692 nucleotides. NCBI's taxonomy places the organism in Eukaryota, Ciliophora, Heterotrichea, Heterotrichida, Blepharismidae. The record is from the annotation of a GenBank genome assembly.
AUGAACUUGGUGGUAUGCCUGAAGAAGAUGUCGAAGGCACUGAAGAAGAAUCCGAAGGAAGAGAAAAAAAAGAAGACCAUAAGGCCUUUUCGGUCACCUUGACACUUAACCUAUUCAUUUCAAGGCACUGAAUUUUACGAUAGUUGAGGAAAUGGCAAUUCAUUUGAAGUUGGUAAUGGAACAUUGAAUUUCACUGAUUGCACAUUUCUAGAAAAUAAAGCUUUCUCAAUUGAAACUGAAUCCUCUCUUUUUAUAAAUAAUUGCAGCUUCACUAAGAAUUAUCAAUAUAGUUCUCUUAUACGAGCAAACGGCCCAUACAGUAUCAUUAAGAACAGCUACUUUGCAAAUAAUGAGAUAGAUGUAAAUUCUUCAAGCUUGAUCCUUGAGAUAUAUAACUCAACUUUUUAUCGUAAUAUUGACAACGGAUGAAAUGAUAACAUUAUUACUUUUAAGCAUGGAGAAGAUUUCAAAAUUUGAAAUUCAAAAUUUAUAGUAUCAGUCUCAUCAAUAGCAAUUUAUGCUUAUGGAAAUAGUACUAAAAUACAAAAUUGCUAUUUUAAAGUGUUGCAACCUUCAAAUUUCGGAAGCAUUAGUUUUGAGGGAGAUUACCUAUAUAUAUCAAAUAUCACGAUGAUUGGAAUAAAUAACCCUGACCCAAAUAGUUUUGAUCAUCCAUCGUUUAUAUAUGUGUAUUAUUCCCAAAUUAUGGAUAUAGAGGAUUCUUAUUUUGAAGGAUAUUAUAAUGCUGCAGCAAAUUUACUAGAAAUAGAUUAUAUAAACAUAAAACGAAGCUUAUUUAAAAAUGGGUCAAAGAGCAGGGCAUUAGAAAUUAGCAAAUAUUAUGAAUGCUAUCUAUCUGACUUAAAAUUUAUUAAUAACACCAAUAGUGACACAGGAGGCUCUAUAAAAUCUGUCAAUGAUAACAAUUAUAGAUAUUAUUCACAAUCCAAUAUUAUUAUUGUUGAUAAUUGUGAAUUUGAUAAUAAUCAGGCAACAAAUUUUGGAGGAGCAAUAGUACUAGAUGGAUGUGAUGCCAUAAUAAAAAACUCGAAAUUCACUAAUAAUACAUCAGAUAUCGGAGGGGCCAUUGUAUCUUUAUGCCAGAAAAACAAUAGGACUAACUAUUUGGUAAAUAAUACUUUUUAUCAUAAUAAGGCUUUAAUUGGAGGAGCAGUAUAUUGAGAAGGCAGCUAUCAAAAUACAUCAGGGAAUACUUUUAUUGCUAAUUACGCAGAAUAUGGGAAUAAUACAGCUUCUCAACCAGUAAAAUUGUUAAUAACAAAGCCGCCUUAUAAUAUGUUGAGUGGAAGCGAAAUUAUUGAAAAAAAAAUAGUGUGUGGAUCAGACUAUAUUAUAUCCUUUCAAGCUGCUCUCAUCGAUAUAGACAAUCAGACUGUCUCUUAUGGGUACGACGACUCUUUAGCCUUUUUAAAUUGUGAAACCAAUGGAGCAAAAAUUAUUGGAACCUACAAAGAGUACCCAAAAUGAGGAAUGAUCAAUUUUGAUAGUUUCUCAUUAUCUUGUCCCCCAGGAAUAGAAAUAGUUUUAAGCCUAAGCUAUUCUGGAAAAGUAUAUUAUUAUUUCAACAAUAGUAAGUUUUAUAAUCUCCCAGAAGCCAAAAUUAUUAUAGAUACCAGAUCCUGUGAAAAAGGAGAAUAUAGGGAUAAUGAUAGAUGUGAGUUUUGCGAAAUUGGAACAUUUAGCUUAAAUUAUUGAGAUAAAUGCGAAACAUGCCCUAAUCAUGCUUUUUGCUAUGGAGGAUAUCAAAUUGCGCCAUAUAAAGGCUACUGGCAUGGUAGUAAUGAGUCCAGUACAAUUUACCCCUGUCCAAACCCUGAUGCCUGUAGAGGUGGAUUAGAUUGAGAAGUUAACUAUACAUCCUUAAUUGGAAUAUGUGCAGAAGGGUAUAGAGGAAAUAAGUGCCAGCCAUGCGAUUUCGGCUAUUCAUCAUCAGGGAGAAACAAGUGUGAAAAAUGUCCUUCUGAUCAAGAUACAAAUGCAGCUAAAAUAAUUUUUAUAUUUACAGCUGCAGCUAUAUAGCUUGCUUCUUGCUAUAGGGGGCUAAGAGACAGAGCAACCCAUAGAGUUAUUCGUGAACUCAGGUUGACAAGUCAAAUCUUAAUUUGAAUCAGCAUUAUCUGCUUUAUUUGCCUCUUUGAGAGUUGACCUUAAUUCUAUGGGCUACUCUGUCUCCCUAUGGAGAGCUAUAACAGGGAGCGAGCUAUAUCACUCACUUGCAUAGUAUAUUUCUCAUUAAAAACAGCCUAUGAGCCAAAAUCUACAAUUUCUGUAUACUUCCGUAUUUUAAUCAAUUAUUUACAAAUGAUUACUCUUGUAGCUAGACUUAAGCUGAAUUGACCAUUUUAUAUAGAAUAUUGAUUAGCUAAUCAAGGGUAUCCUGGUGAAGUCCCUACACAUUGGAUAUCUUUAGACUGCUAUUUAAUGGACGAAAGAGACCCAGAUUCAUAUAAAACUAUCUAUUUCAAAAAAUUGAUUACUAUAGUUGCACUUCCAGCCAUUCUAGGCUUUGCUGCAUUUAUUUUUUGGUCUUUUAUUGCGAUAUUUCAAAGAAAUUGAAAAAUGAUGAAAAACGAAUUAAUAGCGACUAUAUGUAUUUUAUUAUUUUUGAUUUUGCCGUCAAUUACUGACUAUAGUAAUUUCCUGUGGAUGGCUCUGUUUUGGCCUUGAUUUUCCCACUAGGAAAAUUUUUUGGUUCGACCAGUACUAUAUGGUUUUGCCAAACCAAAAAAUUUUCCCAGUCGGAAAAUCAAGGUCAAAACAACGCCAUCCAUGGGAAAAUCCCAUAUAUGUUUUCGAUUUUUAGCUGCACUUAUAUUUAUGAUAAAUUAUAUUUAGUAAGCAACCUUGAUAUUAAGUGCUGAAAUGAUGAUCAUUAUUUCUAUGCUGUCACUAUAGCUUUACCUGGAAUUAUUGUAUGAUCUAUAGGAAUUCCUGCAUGCGUUUUUCUAUUUUUACGAAAAAGAAAGUUCAAAUUGCACAGACUUGACACAAAGCUUAAAUUUGGGUUUUUAUAUAACGGAUAUCGAGAAUCUACCUAUUACUGGGAAUUUAUCAUAACGAUAAGAAAAUUAAUGAUCAUUUGUUUAACUGUAUUUUUGACAACUGAGACCAUUGAAAUUCAAACAGCAUCAUGUGCUUCUGUUUUUGCUGUGUUUUAUUAUAUCCAGAAAACAUAUUAUCCAUUUGAGUACGAGAAUCUCAAUAAAGCUGAGUUAGGCAGCAAUUUUGUAGUACUAAUUACAACCUGGUGUGGGCUAUUUUAUACAGGCAGCGGCUUAAACAUAUUUGCUAAUAUUAUUUUCUUUUUUUUUAUAUUAUUAGCAAAUGCUUAUUUUGUCUUCAUGUGGACUCGAACUAUGAUUAUUGAAUUAAAGCUAUUAGCAAUUGAAAUUUUCCCAAUUUUUAAGAAUUAUUUUGAUGCUGAUGAGCUGAAAAUAAAGAAAAACAGCGAAAUGAGGCCUGUUUUUUCUUUAAUAAAUCAGGAUGAAGACUCAGCAAUUGAAAUAAAAUUGGAUAAAAGAAUAAAAAAUAGCGUUGAUUUAUCUAUUUUGAAAAUUAAAGAAAAUAUUAAUAUAAUAGAAGAACAAAAGGAUCAGUCGAAUGAUGAGUCGAGCGGAGAGUUAAGCGUCUUUGGGCCAUUUGCUUGCCAAGAUGUUGAAGAAGGCACUUAA